UAAUAACGUUUAACCAGUGAGCAUUAGUUGGUCUUCUGGUGUCAAGUCGAGUAUUUUGUAAUUAAUUGCUUGUUGAAAUUUCAAUAAUUAUUUGGCAAUGGUAAUUAUUGAGUGCAGCCUUGUUGUCGCAGUAAUGCUAUUUCUAGAUUAUGACCAUGGCUUGAGAUGAGAAAUAAGGAGGCAGAAAUGAAUAGGUGGUAUAAUUUGAGAAGGAGAGUUAAUGCUGGACGACCUCAGCGUUUUAUUUAUUUUUAGCCACCUCAGCUUCUACUUCUACCUAACCUCUUCUUCGUCUUUUCUUAAUGUUCUUCAUUCUCUUCACCUUCUCGUUGUGCUUUAAGUUCUGCGCAACUGUUUCUUUUUAGUUUUUUGUUGGUUCUGCACUACUCAACCCAACCCACACAAUGUCGUGAACAUGUGCAUUCGAAAACCGACGUAAAUAACAACGUCCAGUCGGAUUAUUGGAUUUCUGCUUGACGGUUCCGCUCUUUGAAGUGAUUCGUUGGAAAGUGUGUGGAGUUGAUUUGCUGCUUUUUAUCAAUCUUUGAUUAUUUACCGUUGUGAAACAAAAUUAUCAACUAGCUGGGAAACUCUGUUUGGUUGAUCUUCAUCAAGUUUCACGUCUUGUUUUUAAUGAGAUAACAUCUUUGUAUCAGGAAAUGAGUGAAGACGGAACUCCAGUUACCUUGUACAUUUAUGACCUGAGCAAAGGAUUAGCUCCAGCUAUAUCUCCAUUCCUUAUAGAUGAAGAAAAGAAUGGCACAAAUACAUCCGGAUCCGCUGAAAAUAAUAUGAAUUCUUCCAGUGAGACUGAAGAUAGCAGGAAUGUUAAGUCUUGCGAAGUAGUUGAGGGCAUCUGGCACACUAGUAUUGUAAUCUACGGCAAAGAGCACUUUUUCGGCUCUGACGGAAUAUCAAUAUGUGAUCCA
Molecule: messenger RNA, 929 nt
Organism: Nilaparvata lugens (brown planthopper)
Lineage: Eukaryota; Metazoa; Arthropoda; Insecta; Hemiptera; Delphacidae
Product: desumoylating isopeptidase 1-like
Biological process (GO): protein modification by small protein removal
Molecular function (GO): peptidase activity
Source: RefSeq, a predicted model, not a curated record